AUGUCAUUCCUUCUCAACUACGUCUUCGGACAACAACAACAUGGUCCAGAGCGCAUACCAACGGAUAUAGUCAUACCGCUAAAUAGCCGGGAUGAUAGGAUGGAACACAGGAACAUUGCAUUAGAACUCACUAUGCGCUUCGACGAUGUUCUCGAUGCCCAAAGACUCGCGGAUGCACUUUGGAAGUUGCUCGAGAAGCCCCGUUGGAGAAAAUUGGGAGCACGACUACGCUUGAACAACGAAACUGGACGACUUGAGAACCACAUUCCGGCGCAGUUUACCAAGGACCGCCCCCCAAUUGAUUAUACCCAAAGGACGUAUGAUAUGAAACUGGAGGAACAUGCAAUCUGGCGCAUAUUCCCAAGUGUUGAAGACAAUGAUCGUAUACAAUCAUUUGAAACCUUGCCUGUGACGACUGAGCUUACGCCGUCGGAGGGCGGUCCAAAAGUGAUGGAAUACUGGACUCACAGCGACAGAGCACAGGCAGGGUUGGACAUUGCUAAUUUUCAAGAUGCGACAUUGGUCACCAUAACGGGGUUGCAUACACUCACGGAUGCCUUAGGACUCCAUACGCUAUUGGAUGCAUGGGUCGCAGUCCUAGAAGGAAGGGAUGAAGACGUGCCAGAAGUCUGGGACUACGAUGUUGACUACUUGAAGGAUCUUGGCGCGCUUCCAGAUGAGCAUGAAGAAGAUGAAAAGAAACAACCUUCGAUCUGGACGGCAGUAUCAAGCUUGAAGGACUGGAUAUCGAGGCUACCGAAGCUACCGAGCUUCAAGCUCAUCCUUGCUAUCCUUCACUGGCGCCUGUUCCAGACCCCCAAGCCCCAAUGCGACCGCAAAAUGUACAUACCAGCGUCCUGCUUCGCCCGACUACGCAAAGAAGCCAUGAACGAUCUCGCCUCACUCGACCCUUCCGAAAUAACCUACAGUACCUCUGCCCCUACCAAAACCACCCCGUUCCUCUCCGACGGCGACAUCAUCACCGCCUGGCUAGUCCGGCACCUCGUAACCUCCGACUUCGACCUGCCAAAGUACCCUCUCGACCGCCUAGUCUUCAUUCUCAGCGUCCUCGGAAUGCGCGACGUACUAAGCGAAGACACGGAAAAAUACAAAGCCCUAAUCCCAAAAGGCAAAGCCUACGUCGGAAACGCCACCGCUGGCCUCUACACGCACAUUGCGCUAAAAGACUUUCUCGAGCUCCCCAUAGGCCACAUAGCCGCUAAGAUCCGCAAAAGCAUCGUCAACCAGAGCAGUCGCGAGGCGGUCGAAGCUACGCACCGCGCCCAGCGGCUCGGUCGCUUCGACCACGUGCUGCCGCCGGGUACGACGAUGAUUCCCAAGAUAAUCAUCAUGACUAACUGGAACAAGGCGAAGUUUUUUGAAACGGACUUUUCGGCUGCCUUGGUACACGGUGCGAGUGAGGCGGGCAAGGAAGGGGUGGGGAAGGAUGCGAAGGGUGGUUAUUGGCUUAAUUCGACGAUGGCGAAGGAGUCGGAGGAGAAGUUUUUGAAGAGUAUUGCGAAUGCGUGA
Messenger RNA from Bipolaris oryzae ATCC 44560, 1530 nucleotides. RefSeq lists its product as uncharacterized. Bases 1 to 1530 code for a protein of 509 amino acids. The transcript is spliced from 2 exons. The record is from RefSeq and is a predicted model, not a curated record. Lineage: Eukaryota; Fungi; Ascomycota; Dothideomycetes; Pleosporales; Pleosporaceae.